Molecule: messenger RNA, 17696 nt
Organism: Chlamydomonas reinhardtii
Lineage: Eukaryota; Viridiplantae; Chlorophyta; Chlorophyceae; Chlamydomonadales; Chlamydomonadaceae
Exons: 28
Coding region: 230-17047 (5605 amino acids)
Biological process (GO): endosomal vesicle fusion; signal transduction; protein targeting to vacuole
Cellular component (GO): late endosome; membrane; HOPS complex
Molecular function (GO): protein binding
Source: RefSeq, a predicted model, not a curated record
UUCUGCUUACGUAUAGCUUUAGGCUCGGUGGACCUGUUACGUCCAUAGAUGGCAAGUAGAAGCAGUUUGGCAGUCGCGCACAGCUCUCGCUCACAAAGCUUUACACAUUGGGCGCUUGCUGUGCUGGUAACUUCACAGAUAGUAUACACCAUGAUGGAUCUGCAGCUACUGGGCGCUUGACUGUCAUAGACGUGUUUCAGACCAUCAUCUGAGCCUCUUGACGCGAGCGAUGGCAUCUGGAGGCAAGGACGACCUAUUCUCAGGCCUCCUUGGUCCGGGUCAGGGCAAUCGGACCAGCUCCGCAGCGACGUUCCUGUCCAGCGCCUAUGAUGCAGCUGUGGCCGGCGUGUCCGUUGUUGCGGACGCUGCAGCCGCGAGCCUCGGUACAGCCCCCACACAGCCACCUGCCGACGAAUGGGCCAACCUCGAUGCCCCCGGGGGGCCUGCGCCACACACAGCCACCAGAACAGGCCCCAGCCUGCGCCUGGGCGGCGGCCUGGGCAGCGGCGGGGGUCGCGGUGGACUGAACCCGGCUCGCACAACACCCGCGCCGUUCGCGCCCCCGCCCUGGGCCACCGCUGCGGCAGCACGGCCUGUACCCGCCCCCGCCCCCGCUCCAAUACAACCACCACCACCUGCGGCUGCGGAGGACGACCUGUUUGCUGGGCUGGAGGUGGACCCCGAGGUGCCGCAGUUCCCUGGCAUGGCCCUGGGGGCGGCAGCCCCCGCAGCCCCCGCACCACCCGCACCACCCGCACCUGCAGCGGUACCAGCGGUUGCAGCGGUUCCGGUUGCGGCGUUAACGCUGGCGCCAGUGAUGUCCCGAGCUGAUGACCUGUUCGGCGAGUUCGUGGCGCCGGCGGCAGUAGCAGUUGCAGCAGCUGCGCCGGCGGCGGGGCCAUACCUGGCAUCGUCUACGCUUGUGACCUCGCCUUCGGGAACGGGUCUGCCGCCGGUGCCGGCAAGCGCAGGCUCGGGCUCCGCCGCACCGGUCGCCUGGGUGCCGGCGCAGUGGCAGCCGGGCGGCAUGCUCAGCCCCUCGGCUGGGGGCCCGACACCCCCAGCGCCGGCUGCUGCGGCGGGUGCUGGGGGACACGCUAGCGGGGGCAGCAGUAGCUUCAGUCAUCCAACGGCGGCAGUAGCAGCGGGUGCGCAUCAUCCAGGGAUUGGCAGCAGCAGCGUCGGCCACGGCGGAGGGGCGGGGGCGGCACCGGGGCUAGGGCACGGCGGCACGCGUGCUGCCUUGACCGCAGCCGCCAGUGGGAGAAGCGGCGGCCUGGAGGACUUGGUCCGGGCUGUGCUGACUGCUCCACCACCACCUUCGUCUCAGCCCUCUCCUGCGCCCUCCCCACAGCAGCCGCAGCACGCCGUCCCGAACCCCAUGCCGGCGACGGCGUGGGUGGCAUCGGGCUCUGGUGUUGGUGGCAGCAGCAGCGGCGGUGGCACCGCAAGUCGGGCGGAUGUGAGCUGGGCGUUCGGCGAUAGCGCCCACAGUGCCAAUUCGGGUAGCAGUGGCGGUGCCAGUGGCGGUAACCGGGCAGAACCUUCGGCUGCUGCCGUGGCGUUCACGGCGUCCACGGCAAGCACAACCGCGGUGCUGGCGCCACAAACGUCACCAGCUGCCGGGCAUACGUCGGGGGCUGCCGGGCAUGUGUCGGCGGUGGGCGGGCGGUCUGCGGACGAGGACGACGAGUGGGGUGGCAGCAACUGGGUGACUGCGGGCGCCUCCCCGGCGCCGGGGCCGGGGCCGGCGCCGCACUCGGCUCCUGAGCCCGGGGCACCGGCGCCGGUUGUUGCGCCGCCUGCCGCCACAGCAGCUUGGUCGGGACCGGCGCCAGCAUUUGCCGGAGCGCAGCCGUCAAACGCAGCGGCUGGCGCGGCAGCAGCAGCAGACACGCCGGCAGCAGCAGCAGACACGCCGGCAGCAGCCGGCAGCGGCGGCAGCGGCGGCGCCGGUGACGAUGACACGUGGGCGGGGGCUGCCUGGGUGGCGGCGGAGCGGCAGCUCGAGCUCGCCGCCCCCAUGGUCUUCACGGCCGCACCCUCGGGCAAUGGAGCAGUCGGGGCACCGCCGGUCCUUGCCGCUUCCCUGGACGAGGACGAGUGGGGCACGCCGGAGUGGGCGACGGCUCCUGCGGUGGCGCCAGCAAACUCGGGGGCUGCGGCUGCGGCUUUGGCGGGUUUGGCGGUGCCUGCAGUGGCACCGGCGCCGCACGCCGGAGCUGACGCUGCUGCGUCUUUGUCUCAUGAGGGCGGUGCGCCUGCGGGUGGUGACGACUGGGGCGAGCUGCAGUGGGCGGCGGCCGAGCCGGUUUCCGCCGUCACCAGCGCAGGAGGCGCGGCGGCGUCUGGGGCCGACGCAGGGCCUGGCGCUGCCACCCUGUCGCCAGCAGCUGCAGGCGCAACAGCGGCAGCAGGCGCGCAGCAGGCGGUACCUGCCGAGGAGGAGGACUGGGGCGCGCCGCAGUGGGUGGCGGCGCCGCAGGCGGGUGCGGGGCCAGCGGGCGUGCAUCUCUUUGCUUCGCCGGUCGCAACAACUGAGCUGCCCUCCCAUUCCGCCGCGGCUGUAUCCGCCUCCGUUCCCGCGGCCCCCCUGGAUUCCUCGGGGCCUACACUUGCGCCCAUGCAGCCAGCCUCCGGCACCGCCGACGACCAGCCACAGCCCGCCUCGCCGCCGUCACUGCUUUCCCUGAUUGCCGCGGCGGCCGAGGUCGCUGCGGUGGAGGCCGCCGCCGCCGCCGCCGCAGACGUCAAAUCUGCAGAUGCCGCUUCCGCCGCGGCUGCCAAUGGGCUCCACACUAGCAGCGGCGCCGCGGCCACCGCCGCCGCUGCGGCUGCUACUGCCGCUGCAGCCGCCAUGGAGCUGCAGGACGAGCUGUCGCUACUGCCGUCUCCGCCCCGGCACGUGCCCUCCGACACGCCCACCAGCCGGCCCGCGCGCCCGCUGGAGCUGCAGUCGCCGCCGCAUGCAGCCUCAGAUGUGAUGUCUGGCGCGGAGGGUCUUGAGCCGCACGCAGCCACGGGGCUCAUCAGCAGGUCGGGCGGCGGUGGCGGCGGAGGCGGAGGCGGAGGCGGGCUCGCCACGGCGUUCGGGGAGGUGGCGGACGUGGUGGGCGUGAGCCCCAGCGACCCCUUUGGCUCGGGCGUGUCCCCGCCGGUAGUGCCGGUGGCGCCGUCAGGGUCUUUCACCCUCGCGGACGACGAGGCGGAGCCCGAGGCCGAGGUGGAGGCCAAGGUGGAGGCUGAAGGGGAAGCCACUGGGGAGGCGCCAGCGCAGGCGCAAGUCGAGCGCGAGGGGGAGGGGCAGCCGCAGGGAGAUGCCCAGGUCCCGCUGGAGGCAACAGCGCCACAGACGGUCGCACCUGAUCAACCUCCUGCGCCUGCACCUGCGCCCCCUCCGCCGGCCCCGCCUUCAGUGCCCCCGCCGCGGCGUGCCGGUGAGAGCGGCUUUACCGCACACUUUGAAGAGGUGAUCACCUUGACGACCACUGCCACUGCCGAUGCUGCCGCUGUGCACGACGGUACCAGUGGCCACGUCUUCCCCAUGUUCGAGCCGCCACCGCAGCACCCCCACCACCCCCACCACGCGCCCGGGCACGCCUACUCCGAGGAGGAAGACAGCGACGCCGAGCUGCCGGACAUUGACGCCGACGGCUGCUUGGUCGCGGUGGCUGCGUCUGCGCCUUCAUCAUCAUCAGCAUCGGGGUACCGGCAACAGGCGCAGCAGCUGCCGCCUACGCUUGCCGUCGCGGAGGCUGAGCAGCCGGUGCUGCAGCCCUUUGAGGAGCAGGAGCCGGCGCAGAUGCAGGCGCAGGCGCAGGCGCAGGAGCCGGCACAGGAGCAGGUGCAGGUGCAGGAGCCGGCACAGGAGCAGGUGCAGGUGCAGGAGCCGGCACAGGAGCAGGUGCAGGUGCAGGAGCCGGCACAGGAGCAGGUGCAGACGGAGGCGGAUGUGCGGGGCGGCCUGCUGGAUCCAGAGGUGGAGGCGGCGCCGCAGGCCGCUGCUGUUGAGGAGGCCAGGUACGCGUUUGCGGAGGCCGCCGCUAGGGAAGCGGCUGCAGCGGAAGCCGCUGAUGCGGAGGCCGCGGCAGCGGAGGCCGCUGCUGCCGAGGCCGCUGCUGCGGAGGCUGCUGCUGCCGAGGCUGCAGCAUUGGAAGCCGCAGCAGCGGAGGCUGCGGCUGCUGCGGCUGCAGCAGCAGAAGCGGCAGCAGCGGAGGCUGCAGCAAGGGAGGCCGCAGCAAGGGAGGCCGCUGCUGCGGAGGCCGCUGCUGCCGAGGCCGCUGCUGCGGAGGCUGCUGCUGCCGAGGCUGCAGCAUUGGAAGCCGCAGCAGCGGAGGCUGCAGCAGUAGAGGCUGCAGCAGCAGAAGCGGCAGCAGCGGAGGCUGCGGCAUUGGAGGCCGCAGCAAGGGAGGCCGCUGCUGCGGAGGCUGCUGCUGCCGAGGCUGCAGCAUUGGAAGCCGCAGCAGCGGAGGCUGCGGCUGCUGCGGCUGCAGCAGCAGAAGCGGCAGCAGCGGAGGCUGCAGCAAGGGAGGCCGCAGCAAGGGAGGCCGCUGCUGCGGAGGCUGCGGCUGCCGAGGCUGCGGCAUUGGAAGCGGAGGCUGCGGCUGCAGAGGCUGCAGCAGCAGAAGCGGCAGCAGCGGAGGCUGCAGCAGUAGAGGCCGCAGCAAGGGAGGCCGCUGCUGCGGAGGCUGCAGCUGCCGAGGCUGCGGCAUUGGAAGCGGCAGCAGCGGAGGCUGCGGCUGCUAAGGCUGCAGCUGCCGAGGCUGCGGCAUUGGAAGCCGCAGCAGCGGAGGCUGCAGCAGUACAGGCUGCAGCAGCAGCAGCGGCAGCAGCGGAGGCUGCAGCAGUGGAGGACGCAGCAAGGGAGGCCGCUGCUGCCGAGGCUGCGGCUGCCGAGGCUGCUGCUGCCGAGGCUGCGGCAUUGGAAGCGGCAGCAGCGGAGGUUGCGGCUGCAGAGGCUGCAGCAGCAGAAGCGGCAGCAGCGGAGGCUGCAGCAGUAGAGGCCGCAGCAAGGGAGGCCGCUGCUGCGGAGGCUGCGGCUGCCGAGGCUGCGGCAUUGGAAGCCGCAGCAGCGGAGGCUGCAGCUGCUGAGGCUGCAGCAGCAGAAGCGGCAGCAGCGGAGGCUGCCGCUGCUGAGGCUGCAGCUGCCGAGGCUGCGGCAUUGGAAGCGGCAGCAGCGGAGGCCGCAGCAAGGGAGGCCGCUGCUGCGGAGGCCGCUGCUGCGGAGGCUGCGGCAUUGGAAGUGGCAGCAGCGGAGGUUGCGGCUGCAGAGGCUGCAGCAGCAGAAGCGGCAGCAGCGGAGGCUGCAGCAGUAGAGGCCGCAGCAAGGGAGGCCGCUGCUGCGGAGGCUGCGGCUGCCGAGGCUGCGGCAUUGGAAGCCGCAGCAGCGAAGGCUGCGGCUGCGGAGGCUGCAGCAGCAGAAGCGGCAGCAGCGGAGGCUGCAGCAGUAGAGGCCGCAGCAAGGGAGGCCGCUGCUGCGGAGGCUGCGGCUGCCGAGGCUGCGGCAUUGGAAGCCGCAGCAGCGGAGGCUGCGGCUGCGGAGGCUGCAGCAGCAGAAGCGGCAGCAGCGGAGGCUGCAGCAGUAGAGGCCGCAGCAAGGGAGGCCGCUGCUGCGGAGGCUGCGGCUGCCGAGGCUGCGGCAUUGGAAGCGGCAGCAGCGGAGGCUGCGGCUGCUGAGGCUGCAGCAGCAGAAGCGGCAGCAGCGGAGGCUGCGGCAUUGGAAGCCGCAGCAGCGGAGGCUGCGGCUGCUGAGGCUGCAGCAUUGGAAGUGGCAGCAGCGGAGGCGGCCGCAGCGGAGGCAGCUGCAGUGGAAGCUGCAGCAAGGGAGGCCGCUGCUGCGGAGGCUGCUGCUGCAGAGGCUGCGGCUGCGGCGGCUGCGGCCGCAGCUGAGGCUGCAGCAAGGAAGGCUGUUGCUGCCGAGGCCGCUGCGGCUGAGGCCGCUGCUGCCGAGGCUGCGGCUGCGGAGGCUGCGGCUGCGGAGGCUGCGGCUGCCCAGGCCGCUGCAAGGGAGGUGGUUGACGUCGAGGCUACGGCUGCAGCUGAGGCCGUGGCCUCAGAGGCCGCUGCUGCGGAGGCGGCAGCGGCAGAGGCUUUGUUUUCGGCUGCGGCUGCUGAGGCGUCCACUGUAAGGGGAACAGCUGCCGCCGACGCCUCUGACGGCGACGGUGAUGACACACUGGAGCCACUGGAUGGCAGCCGCGCAGCCCUGGCGGCGGCGGAGGCCAGCGCAUUGGCGGCGGCGGUGGCGGGCGCGGCGGUGGUGGCGGGAGAUGUCGCAAACGCCGCGGCAUUGAUGUCCGAUCAGCUGGAUGAGUUGGAGCCGCUCGCGGACGUACUUGACGUAACGAAAAUGGUGACCAUGGCGGCUGGUGCCACGGCCCAUGAGGGUGUCCUGGGGCUUGGCGGCGCGGCGGCGACCCCGCAACAGCUGACGUCGCUGCCCCUGCAGGCUGAAGCAGAGGCGGCGGAUGCGUUGGGGGCGGCCGAGGUGAUGCAGCCGCAAGCAGUGCCGCCAGAGCCGGCCGCUGGGGUGCUGGACCCAGCAGAGCUGCAGCAGGUGUUGCCAGGCCAGGGCGAGGCAGCCGCCUUUCAGCGAGCCGUGCCGCCCACGGCCCUGCAGGAAACCGAGGACUGGGGCGAGUUCUUCUCCAGCGGACAUCCACAGCAGCAGCAGCAGCAGCAGCAGCAGCAGCAGCCGGCCCCAUCCACUCCGCUGGCGGGCCUUGCGGCUGCUUGGCCAGACGACAUGCUCACCAGCAGCAACAUUAGCGUUGCGGCCGAUGAGGUCACAGCAGACAUGACGACGGAGGCUGCUGCUGCGCCGUCCGCAGCCGCCGCGGCAGCGCCGAUGGCGGCUGUAGAUUUGGACGACUGGCUCGGACUGGGUUCGGCCGCGCCUGCAGCGACCGGUUCAGCAACGGGAGGCCGGCUCACGGGCGGCGCUGGCAGCGGCCCUGUGCUGGACGACCUCUUCGGCGACUUUGUAGGCGGAAGCGGCGGUGCCGGCGGCAGCCAGCCAGCGGCGCCGCCUGCUGCAGCUGCGGCUGCGACUGCCGGCGCCGGGGAUCCAUUUGAACUUCUGUUUGGGGCACUGGAAGUACCAGGGCCAGCCGCAGCAGUGCCAGCACCUGCGCUCACGGAUGCAACGGGGGCUGAGGGACCAGCGGUGGAGCCGGCGGUGGCUCUGACACCCCCAAGCACGGGCGCUAGCACGGCCGCUGAUGACUCGGGUGCGGCGAUGGCGGCUGCAGACGGUCUGGAAGCUCUGGCGGCGGCAGAGGACUUUGAGCCACUGCCGCUGGGAGCGGAGCGGGAGCCGCAGGAGCUGCAACAAGAGCUGGGCGGGCACGCGGUGUACCAGCACCAGCACCAGCAGCGGCAAGCGCAGCACGAGGAUGCGGCUGUGGGGCAGGCGGAGCAGCACACACACCUGGAGCUGCAGGUGCCGGGGCCGCGGCAGCAGGGCGAGCCGCCGGAGGAGCCGGCACUGGGGCCUGCUGGCGGAGCGGACUGGCGGCGGCAGUCGCGCGAGCACUGGCAGCAGCAGGAGCCGCCGCAGGUGGCGGCAGCAGCCGAGCCGCGGUCCGCUGUCGAGCAGGGCGAGGCGGCGCAGGAGGAGCGGCCCCAGGCCCAGGCCCAGGCCCAGGUCCAGGCCCAGGUCGUCGAGCGCGCGGCGGGGCAGCCCAUGGCGACGUUGGCUGCUGCUGGUGGCGGGCAGGCGGAACAACAGGAGCAGCAGCAGGCGCAGGAGCAGCAGGAGCAGCAGCAGGCGCAGGCGCAGGAGCAGCAGGCGCGGGGUCAGGGCGGGUGGGACCUGCACGAGGUGGGGGCGCUGGCGGGCAGUGGCAGUGGCAGUGGCGGUGGCGGUGCAGCUCCAGGCGCAGCAGCCGAGGCUGACGAGGCGGCAGUGCCAGCAGAGGCACCAGCAGAGGCUGUUGCACCAACCGCAGAGGCACCAGCAGAGGCGGCCGCACCCACCGCAGAGGCUGCCGCACCAACCACAGAGGCAGCCGCACCAACCGCAGAGGCAGCCGCACCAGCAGCAGCCGCGCCACAUGACGGUGAUGAGGACGGGGGUGGUGGUGAUGAGGACGACGACCUGUUCUUGGGCCUGGACACGGCCGCGGUGCCGCCUGUGGCCUUUGGGACCGAGGCCGAAUUGGCGGCUGCUGCGGAGCAGGAGGAUCAGGAGAAGGUGGAGGAGGAGGAGCAGGGGCAGGAGCAGGAGCAGGGACAGCCCGGUGCUGCCAACAUGGCCGUGGACGCUGAGGCGAGGCUGCCGGCGGCGUCUGGCGAUGCCGAGCUCGCCUUCGGCACAGCUGGCGGCAGCGCCUCUGCGGGUGCUACAGCUGCGCCCGCCACCACUGACCUGGCGGCGCACGCCGACCUGGUCUUCGGCGAGCCCGAGGACCCGACGGCUGUAGCAGCGGUGGCGGCAGUAGCAGUAGCAGCGGUGGCGGCAGUAGCGGUGUCAGCGGGUGCGGCAGGCACAGCGGCGGCAACAGUCCCGGAGCUCCAGGAUGGCGAGCGCGGAGUCGGGCAGGAUCAGCUGCCUGUCCAGUGGGGGGCUGCCCGAGCCGAAGAGAGGGAGCUGUUGCGCGCGCAUGCGUCCCAGGUCUCCAUGGACCUAGCUGGCUACGCUGCACCGGCGGCAACGCACGCGGAGGCGCCGCCGGCUGAUGCCAUUGCUUCUGCCCCUGCUUCUGCCGCCGACGCGGCACCAGCCACAUACGGUUCAGCCGCCGCGGGGACGGUGGAGGAGGUGAGGGAUGUUGAUGUCGACGCCGUGCUGGCGUCGCUCGUUGGCGUGGACGUCAGUGCCGUUGUGCCGCAGCCGCAACUGCAGCCGCAGCCGCUAGCUGUAGCGACCCAACAGCCCCACCAGCACGACGGCGCUGCCUCGGCUCUGGACUUGCUUCUGGCUGAGUACGGCGGGUAUGCCGGGGAGGGCGGCGCCGGUGGGAACGGCAGCGCUGGGGCCGAUGCCUUGAGCGGUAAUGCGGACGCAGCGAUGGCAGCGGACGUGGGAUUGCCAGUUCCCGCCGAGGGCGAGGGCGGGGGCAGUGGCAGUCGGAGCUCCGACCUGGAUGCGCUGCUUGCACAGUACACCGCCGCCACUGCCGGUGUACCGCCGCCUGACCCGGCACCCCAGGCGGGUGCCGGGUCUGUAGCACCUCCGGCACCGCCUCCGGCGUCUGAGGCUGCAGUCGCCGGCUCCGCAAACGGCGCUGCCGGCGAUCGCAACGGCGGUGAUGGCGCCGACGAGGAGGAUGGCGAUGAUGAGGAUGACCUGCUCGACCUGUCGGGUGUACUGGGAGAUGAGGAGCAGACCUCUCCGCCGCCGCCGCCGCCGCCGCCGCGGCCAGCACUAGCAUCAGCAUCAGCAGCCUCACCGCCAGCGGCUCUCGCAGCUGGGGGCACAGCCGCGGCCGCCGCGGCGGUGGCGUCUGCGCUGGGCUCAGUGCCGCCGCCGCUGCCCAACGGCGCCUUCGCGGUGGUGGUGGAGACGCGUGCUGCGGUGCCAUCGCCGCCGCACACGGCGCCGGACCUCGCACCGCCUCCGGCGUCCCCGCCGCCCAUGCCGCCGCUUGCUGCUAGCGCAGACGCUGCAGCUGCACUCGGCCCGCAGACUUCCUUGCAGCCCCUCCCGCCAAUGGGGUCAGCAGCCAUGCUGGGCGGGCCGGGUGGCCAUGAGCAGGGCGAGGGCGGCGCCUCAGGUCCCGGUGCUACAGCCGCCACCUCGCUGCUGCCGGCCUAUGAGGUGGCGCUACUGCGGGCGGAGCGGGCGGAGCAGGCGCUACUGGCGGGUGCCGACGCAGCUGUGGGAGGCCCUGACGAGCUGGCGGCCCUCAUGCUGCCGCCGCCGCAGCCGCCGCCCAGCCAGACCCAGACCCAGCCGCCAGGGGCCGCAGCGGCCACAGCCCUGGCCGGCCCCGGGGCCAGUGUGGCGCCCGCGCGGCGGCCCCUGGUGUCCGUCACGUCCCUGGGCUCUGCCUCCUCCAUCACCGGUGCGAGCCAGCCGCUGCUGGAUCCAGUGGAAGGUCUGACGGCGCUGCUGGCGGACGCAACCGAAGACUGGAACCCCGCAGGCCGGCCUGACGCCUCGGGCGCCAUGGUGGGCGGCAGUGUGGCUCUGCGUCUGCAGGAGCUUCACGCCUCGCUGCCCGACAUCGCCACACACUGGCUCACGGCGGGCCGGCCGCGGGUGGUGACGCUGUCCGCCGGCAUCAUGGCCGUGGGCACCUCGCUGGGGGCAGCCCUGGUGUUCCAACUGCCCGGCAGCAGCAGCAGCAGCGGCAGUAGCAGCGGGCCGACAGCAGCAGCUGCAGGCGGCAGUAGCAGCAGCAGUGCGGGAGGAGGAGGAGGCCACGGGCCGGGUGUGCACCACGGUCACCAUGGGUCCGGGUCGCAGGGCCUGGGCGGUGUGGGUGCAGACGGCGGCGGCGGCGCGGCGGGUGGCGGCCCCGGCGCGGCGGCGGGCGGGGGCGGCGGUCCGAUUGUGGUGGUGGGCGAUGCGCGGACGGAGGCGGAGGCGGUGACCGCACUGGCGUUGUCAACAGUCAGCGGGCCAGCCGACCCGCUGUGGCUGCUGGUGGGCCACGCCUCGGGCACCGUGGCGGUGUGGGACCUGCAGCGCCGCCCGCCCAAACAGGUGGCGGCAAUCACCGGGCAACACAACCUGCCGGUGCUGCACGUGUCGUUCUUCCCCGGCCGCGGCGCCGCCAUGGCCCUCAGCGCCGACCGCCGCGGCCGCCUGGCGCUUCACGUCUUCUCCGCCAUCAUGGGCCUCAAGACCGCAGUCGCCUCCCGCCCGGUGCUGGACGGCAGCCUGGGCGUCAUCGGCGCCGUGUCCCACCUCACGCCCUUCUUCGCCACCACCACCACCACCUCCUCCGCCAGCGCAGCCUCCGCCUCCGGCGCAGCCCCGGCCUCGGCCUCGGCCGGCGUCGUGGCCUCGCCGUCGGGCGGCGGCGGCGGCGGCGGCGCGGCAAGCGGGGGCGCCUCCGGCGGCGGCGCGGCAGCACCUGGCGGCGACGGCGUCAGCCAGCCGCCGCCGCCCUCUGCGCUGGCGCCGCCGGCGUGUCGUGUUGGCGACGGCCUGGUGGCGGUGACGGCCACCUCGGGCUGCCACAUCGGCCGCUUCAAACCCAGCGGCGAGCUCAUUCCGCUCUACUCCAUCCCACGUCCUGCCGCCGUGCCCGCGCCCUCCAUCCCCAGCGCCGCCUGGCUGCCGCACCAACGGCGCGCCGCGCGGCCGCCGCCAACCGCCGCCGACCCCUCGCCCGGCGGCGCGACGGCGGCGUGCGCCGUACUGGCGGUUGGUUGGCAUGAUGAGGUCAUGUUCGUUGACGUACCGUUGAUCGGUGACCACCAACUGCCGGCGCCGCCGCCGCCGCCAUCCCCGUCGGAGGCGGCUAACGCCGCGUCGUCGUCAGCCGCGGCAGCCGCGGCGGCUGCAGCGGCGGCACAGCAACAGGCACAACAGCAGCAACAACAGCAACAACAACAGGCGCAACAGGGCGGCCAGGCGAAACGGACGUUCCUGCGCGCCGCGACCGCGCUAACAGGCGUCGCGCGCGGCGCAGCAGCCGCGGCGACGGCGGCGGCGGCCGCCGCGGCCACCGCCGCCAGCGCCGCCGCCACCGCGACCAGCUCUGCCCUGGCGUCGUCGACCUCGCAGCUGGACAGCCUGACGCCGACGGCGGCGUCUGCGCUGGCGGAGCGGCUGCCGCUGGUGGUGACUCGGGUCUGGAACGCGAUCGCCACCAUUGCCAGCUCGGGAUCCGACGAUGGAUCCAGUGUGCUGAGCACGGGCGGCGUGCCAGUGGCGGGCGACGACGUGUCCGUACGGGUUGUGGGCCUGCACUGGUACGACAGCGACGCGCUGGGGGUGGUGGUGGUGCUGGGUCAGGGCGGGGCGGCGCACAUGAUGCGGCUGGUGGUGGUGGACCUGGAGGGAGCGCUGAGGGAGCAGGUGGACUGCAUUGACACGCCCUACGUCAGCGGCCUGUUCCCGCCCGCGCCCCCUGGCGGCGCCCCCGCCGUGCCCGACACGCUGUCCGGCAGCGGCGCCCGCGUGGUGCUGCUCGGCGGCAGCAGCACGCUGUACGGCAGCCGCCUGCUGACGUGGCAGGAGCGGCUGCGCACCCUGGCGGACAUCGGCAAGUGGAAGCUGGGCAUGCGGUUCGCGCUGGACUUCUACAAGCUGCAUCUGGCGCGUGUGGCGGCUGCGACCGCCUCUCGCAGCGGCGCUGCAGCCGCAGCUGACAGCAGCUACCCGGAUGCGCUCAAGGGCUGGCUGGCUAGCCUGGCGGUGGGCUACGUCAAGUCGGUGCUGGGGGCGGCGCUGAGGGCGGCGGCGGCCCGCGGCGACACACACCUGCAGCUGGACCGGCUGCCUCCCGACGUGGUGGCGCAGCUGAGGCAGUCCGCCGCCGCCGCCGUGCUGGGCUGCCUGGCGGCGGGGCGGCCGGCGCUGCUGGCGGACGGCGUGUUCCCGCUGUGCAGGGAGGCGGGCGCGGUAGGGCCGCUGGUGGAGGCGGUGGAGGUGGCAGUGCUGGCGGACGCGCUGCCCCGCCCCGCGCCGGAGCUGGUGCAGGCGCUGGUGGAGCACCUGGCGGGUCGGGGCGGGCUGGGUCGGCCGGACCGCGUGGAGCGCUGCGUGCUGCACUUUGACAUCACCUCCAUCGACCUGGACCAGGUGUUGCGGCUGUGUGAGGCGCACGAGCUGUACUCCGCCUCCGCCUACAUCUACAACCGCCUGGGCGACUACCGCCGCCCGCUGCUGGACAUGCUGGCGGCGGUGGCGGGCUGCGGGGGCAACGAGGCAGCGGCGGCGGGGAACGGAAGUGCCAGUGGUGGCGGUGGUGGCAGUGGUGCGGGGGGCGGGGGCGGUGGCGGGGCGGCGGCUGCGCCGCACGGUGUCGCUACCGAUGCGGAGGCGGACAAGCGGCGGCGCACCACCGGCUACAAACUGCUGGUGUACCUGAGGUGCAUCUUCCAGCGGCGCAGCUUCCCUCCCGGCACCGGCCGCCUGCCCGACGUCAUCCCGGGCGCCGGCCGCUACGGAGACCCGGGCACCGCCGACGACGUGAAGGCCCAGCUGCUGGGGCUGCUGCUGUACCUGGACACGGACGACCUGGCGCGCGAGUGGCGGCGCCGGCCGCAGCAGCUGCCGCCCGGGCUCAGGGAGGGGCCGCACCCCGCGCUGCAGCUGCUGCUGUCCAUCGACGUGGCCGCGGCUGUGUGUGUGCUGGGCGGCGCGGUGGCGGGCUGGGACGCCGUGGAGACCGACCUGCGCGAGGCGGCGGGCCGGCCGGCGGCGGAGCUGGACAGCGUGCUGGUGGCCACACAGGUGCUGGUGAACGCCUUCAUCGGCCUGCUCGAGUCCGACCGCUUCCGCCAGCUCACCGCCGGCACCUCCACCACCACCACCACCACCACCUCCUCUACCACCACCUCUACCACCAACUCCACUGGCAGCAGUCUCACUCGUGUCAGCGGCGCCGGCACCGGCAGCGUCACCAGCAGUGCCCUGCACCUGGCUGCGGCGCAGCGCGGCGCGGCGGCCGCCGCCGGCUCUGAAGUAGUCCUGGACUUCAUUGCAGGACUGCUGGCGGCGGGGCGGGUGGUGGUGCGGCCCGCCUUCGCGCUGCGCCUGUUGCGCCACGUCGCCGCACGUGCCAUCACCGCCGCCGCCGCCGACGCGCCGUUGGCGGCGGCCUCGGGCAGCCAUCAUCCUGGCUCGGCGGCGGCAGCAGCGGGCGGUGCGGCGGAUGCGGCGGUGGCAGAGGCGGCUCCGCCGCUGCCGCGGGCUCGAAGCCGUGCUGAGGUGGAGGCAGAGGCUCUGUUUGAGCGGCUGGUGGUGGUGGUGGGCGUCAACACGGAGGGCGGGGCGGCGGCGGCGCGGCACGACCCAGACAAGCUGUCCGUGCAGGAGACACAGGCGGCCGUGGACCUCGCCACACGCGCCGGCUUCCACCACGCCCUGGCCACACUGCACCACCUGCGUGGCGACUACGCCGCAGCGCUGGCCGGGCACUUGAGGCUGGGGGCGGCGGCAGCAGCCGCCGCCGCCGCCGGAGGCGCCGCCGCCGCCGCCGGAGGCCCGCUGUCCCCUCAGGGCUCGUUGGGUCCCAGCUCGGGGCCCAUGGGCCGCAUGGCGCCGCUGGCGUCGUUCUCGGGCGGCGGCCGCGCGCAGUCGUGGCAGUCGCCGGCGCCGCCCUCGCCCGCCUCGGCGUUCGACUACGUGCGGCGCUUCCUGGAGGGCGGCGCCGCCAGUGCGGCGCAGCGGGCGGCCAUGUACAGCGCCCUGCUGGCGGCGGCGCCGCAGCUGGUGGCGGCGGAUGCACUGGCCACGGCGCAGUUGCUGUUGGGCCACUACCCAGGCGAGUCCGCCGCCGCCGCCUUCAUGUCGGCUCUGGCGGCGGCGGGCGAGCGGCGGCUGCAGUACGACUUCCUCACCGCCGCCAUACGCACACGGCAGGCGCUGCACGAGGCCAUGGCGGCUGCGGGCGAGGCCGCGGACGCACUGCCCUCCGCCGCCGCCUCCGCCCGGGCCGCCGCCGCGGCGGCCGCCGCCGGCCUGCCGCCCGCCGCGGCGGUGGCGGCUGCGGCGCUGGGCGCCUGGCUGAACCAGGGCCCCGUGGCGGACGCCUACGUGCAGCUGCUGUGCGAGUACGAGCCGGCGGCGGUGCUGCCCUUCCUGCAGGACCACGAGGCCGACUACGACGUGCGGCGCUGCAUCGAGCUGGCGCGCGCCGCGGGGGUGCUUGACGCCGAGGCCUACCUGCACGAGCGGCUGGGCGACACGGAGGCUGCACUGGAGCUGCACCUCAGAGACGUCACCAGGCGCAAUGCGGAGCUGCGGGCGGCGGUCGCCAGCGGCGCCCUGCCCGCCUUCCACCCCGCCGCCUACUACGACCAACACACCGCCGCCGCCGCCGCCCUGGCCGCCGACCUCUCCCACCCGCCUCACCCUCACCCCAACCCCAACUCCCCCUCGCCCUACCUGGACCACCUGGCCUGGCUGCUGGCGCUAUCGCCGCGCCUGGCGCAGGUGUUGCAGGGCUCCCUGGGCAAGGCGGUGGUGGAGGCGGCGGAGCGGGCGCGGCAGCAGGCCGCACAGCCGCAGCGGGCCGGCAGCAGCAGCAGCACCAGCGGCGCCCUCUCGGCCGGCCACGGCUCCGCAGCCAAGGGCACAGCGGCUGUAGCCGGAGCCGGAGGCGGCGCGGCUACAGCCUCAGUCACUUCGCCGUCCAGCUACGCUGCAGCCGCCGUAACCUACGCCGCAAGUGCCGCCGGCACCGCCAUUUACUCCGCUGCCAGCAUGGCCACCGCCGCCACCUCCGCCGCCGCCAGCGCGGCAGCGGGCGCCGCCGCCGCCACCGUCAGCGCUGCCAGCACCGCCGCCAGCGCGUUUGCCAGCGGCGCCGCCGCCGUCGCCUCGGCGGCUGCAGCCACUGUGGGUAUGGGCGGCAGUGCGGCCUCCACGCCGCGCACUGCAGGUGGCGCGGCGCCGUCUUCCUCCUCCCCCGCCAUGCCUGGUCACAGCACAGGCGCUGCCGCCACCGCCGGCGGUCAUGCCGGUGCUGCCGGUGCGGGUGCGGAUGUGGGUGCGGGUGUGGGUGUGGGUGCGGGCACAGCCAGGGUCCGCUCGGCUGCCGGCACGCCGCCUCCAGAGCUCGUGCGGGCGUGGGAGGCGCUUUGCAGCGCUGUGGCAUUCUGUGGCCGGAGCUGCAAGCAACAGCAGCAGCAGCAGCAGCAGCAGCAGCAGCAGCAGCACCCGAGCGGCGCAGAGGCCAAGCAGCGCCCCGCCACCUGGUGCUGGCAGCGGCUGUUGGCCGUGUACGUGGCGGAGGUGCAGGACGCCAGGACGCCCGGCCGCCAGCAGCAGCAGCAGCAGCAGAGGUCGGGGCCCGGCGGCCGGUCACCGCACCACCGCCACCAUCACCAACAAGACCACACGGAGCAGCAGGCGGAGGAGGUGGCGCUAGAAGCGGCGGCGGCGCGGGGCGAUGCGGGCGCGGCGCGGGCGUGUCAGCGGCGUGUGCUGCGGCACGUGUUCGGCGUGUUUCUGGAGGAGGUGAUCAGCCGCAUGUCGGACCAGGUGCCGGCCAGUGAGGUGGUGAGGCACAUCAUCAGCGAGCACGGCGCCAACGACUUCGGCGGCUUCCGCUCCACGCUGCUGGGCCUGCUGGGCGCGUGCGCGUACGAGCAGGCCAUCAUGGCCUCGGCACAGCGCCUCAUCAGCCGCGGCGUGUUCGCCAGCAUACGGCAACGUGCCAACCUGGCGGCGGGCGCCUACCCGGCCUCGGCAGUGCACAAGCGCCAGGACAAGCCGCUGGCCGCUGCUGGUGGUGACGGUGACGACGAUGCAGCGGCAGCAGCAGCGGCGUCGGCUGCCGGCGGCUCCGAUGCCGCCGCGGUUCACGCCGCCAGUCAGCCCUACUGGCGCCGUCUGCGCGACGCGCACGGCCACGGCCUCCACCGCCAUCACGGCUCUGGCGGUGCGGACGGAGCCGACGGCGGCGGGCCCAGCAGUCCGUUCCUGCCGCCCGGCGCACUGCUGGGCGCUGCCCGUGUGGGAUUUGGCGGCGGCGUGGCGCAGCCGGCAGCCGGCGGCGGCGGCGGCAGUGGCGAGCUGCGGCUGCCGCUGGCGCCCGCUGGCGACCUGCGGGCGGCGGCCGCGGCGGCUAGCAGCAGCGGCCUGGAUGCCCUGGGGAUUGGGGGCGAGUACGGCGGGGCUGGGGAGGCGGAGGGGGCUGCGGCAUCAGGCGGCCGGGGUGUGUCGGGCUUUGCGCUGGUGGCGGCGGAGGGCGGCGGGCACGUGGCACGAGUCAGGGUGAGCGUGCGCGUGCCGCCGCGGGCGCAGUCCCGGCGGCGCUGGGUGUCGGGUGCGGGGACGUCCGCGUCGGGCGGGGCGUCGGGCGGCGUGUUGGCGAGCAGUGGUGUGGGGGCCGGCCAGGGUGGCGGUGGGCUCGCAACUGGCGGCGGCAGCCUGGACGUGGACGAGCUGUUGAACUGGAGCCGGGCGCUGGCGAGCUAGGCGAGCUUGGAAACGGGAUAUGCAACGGCAUGCGUACGGUGUCGAGCUAGCUACGGGGAUUGAAGAGGCAAUAUGUGUGUAUGAGCAGGGUACCUCGGUGGCUGCCUGACUUGCCCAGGCAGGUUCAGCAGAGCAGGUGAGGCAGGAUCUUAGAACAGGUAGCUAUAGCAGUUAUUGCCGGCAGGACCAGCAGUGCUUGUUGGCAAACGUGUUGUGCACCAAACUAGCCAAAUGUAUGGCUUGUUCAGCUCAGGAAUUGCUGGCAGCAGCGCAGGCAGAUGCGGCGAUGUCCAGCCCAGGAGGCCUGGUCCAAACCAUUGAAUUGGGGAGUGUUGAUGUUUGCAGCGAGUGAGCGUGGCUGAUGCAGGGCAUGAGGCAUGAGGGCAGGGUCGUGCCAGUGCUUGUGUUCGUAGAGAGUUGGAAGUGUGGCGGCACGUGCAUGGUUGCAACUGGCUGCUGAUAAUAGGUUGUCUUGGAUUUAGCAAGGCUUGCCGCGGGAACAGGUACAGGGCACUUUGUCUUCUUUGACGUGCGUGAUUGAGCGUUUCAGGCACCAUAAGCAAGGGUCGCCUCAAUAGACAAGGAAACGUGAACACCCUUUUGUCACUUGGCCACAAGUAUAUUGUCGGGCUGAAUACAUGAUGCCAUC